Ornithodoros turicata is the source of this 1245-nucleotide messenger RNA. RefSeq lists its product as uncharacterized. Lineage: Eukaryota; Metazoa; Arthropoda; Arachnida; Ixodida; Argasidae. The record is from RefSeq and is a predicted model, not a curated record. The coding region runs from base 1 to 1245 and encodes 414 amino acids. The transcript has 5 exons.
AUGGGCCGACUGAAGCUAAAAGAAAACGUAGGCGACGAUAGCACAAGUGCAGGUGCACUCCGUGGACCAAAAAACUCUGCAAUGCGUAAGCUGUGGAAAGCCAAGCUCCGAAUUGGAAAGCCGCUAACAUCGUUCAUGAAUGUAUGCAGCGAGCAUUUUGGGCGAGAUGACUUCUUCUGGCACAAUGUUGAUCACUCUAUCUGGACGCCGCGACUGAGGCGGUUAAAGAAGACUGCUGUGCCGUCCGAGAACCUUCCUAAACGUAGCCACGACAGCGUCCACACGUCUGCCCAAAAAGCUUCUGCAGUGUCUCGAGAAGCACGAGCUUUGGCUCGAACAUCGCGACUCACGGACACAAGAGGUAGCAAUGAAUCGCCACAAAACAUCGAGCCUGCUGAAUGUGAAAGUGGCUCUGCUGUAUGUGACAGUGACAGUGUGCAACUCUCGUCAUUGGAACUGCCAAGGACUACUAAAGAUGAUGGUGUUUGUGAACAAGAGUAUGCUUCAGUCCAAGCCGAUUCAAUGGAACAAAAACUGAGAAAACUCACCCUAGCAGACUUAACUUCGAGCAAAGGUGCCUUGCAGAAGUUCACUGGUGUUCCCUCCUUUGAGCUGCUUAACAAGAUUGUGCAUCAUGUAGACAAUUUCAGUGGUACUAAGGCCAAGUCAUCAACAAACAGCAGGGUACACCUCGUGCUUGUACGUCUUAAGACUGGUUUGUCCUUUAACUGCAUGAGUCCUUUGUUUGGUGUAAGUGAAGCUUCCGUACACCGCUAUUUCUCCUCAACACUGCCCAUCCUCGCACAAGUAAUGAGGGCCGCACUUUCCUGGCCCUCAAAAGAAGAGGUGAUGCAAAACAUGCCACUGUGCUUCUCGUCGUUCCCUCGAGUUAGGGUGGUCCUAGAUGGAACGGAAGUGCAGAUUGAGAAAUCACAAUGCCUUGCGUGCCGCAUCAAGACCUAUUCCCACUACAAAGGAUGCCACACUGUGAAAUUCCUUGUUGGUGUCUCUCCUGGAGGUCUCAUCACGCACAUCAGUGAGGGCUUUGAGGGAAGAGCCUCAGACAAGACCACAAUUGAACAAUCUGGUAUUCUCAAGAAACUGUCCGCUUACAAAGAUGAUGUGAUGGUUGAUAAAGGGUUCGCGAUCGAUGUUGCUUGCAGUGAAAGUAAUAUUGGUCUCAUCCGGCCGCCGUUUCUGAGGAAAAAGCAACAAUUCUCGGUCCAGGAGGCAAAAGAAACAUAA